Molecule: messenger RNA, 699 nt
Organism: Leishmania braziliensis MHOM/BR/75/M2904
Lineage: Eukaryota; Euglenozoa; Kinetoplastea; Trypanosomatida; Trypanosomatidae
Exons: 1
Coding region: 1-699 (232 amino acids)
Source: RefSeq, a predicted model, not a curated record
AUGGCGGCCACUGAGCGGGAUGGGGGUAACCACAACGUGCUGGACUUCAACACCUACGAGGACUACCUCGAUCAGCAAGUCACCGGCGAAGACCUCUUUUACCUUGAGGACCAAGAUGCCGCACGAAGGAUCGUGGAGCUAGGGUACAAGGGCAAGGAUGUGCUCAGCCGGGACGAGUUCGAGGCAGCGCAGCAGCUAGCCCGUACUGGCCCGCUCAAGCGACGCGAGAGCACCGAGAUCAUCACAAGCGCCGGCAAGGACGUGAGUGACAGCCCGCUACUGACGGCGCUCGCCAAGCGCGAGGCGUUGGUGCGCACCGGCAAGCUCGCAACAGUACUGUUCCUGCGCGACUAUGUAGGUGGGCAGGAGGUGUCCGCCUACAUCGACUACGGCCACCGUCUGCGCAGCGAGAACUUUGAGGCGUACUUCAAUAAGGAGAAGAAGUUGCUGCCGAAGCGAAGCGACCUCAGCUACUACAACUGGAAGACACACACACUCUUCUACAACAACAGCCCAACCUUCCAGGUCCUCGCUGACAGCUCACUGGGGCUCGUCAUGAAGCACAAGCGCGACCGCAAGGCCAUCCACGUAGACCCAAGCUCACCAUCACCUGGCGAAAACUGUAGUCGGACUGUGGUGCCGUGCAAAGACUAUCUCCAAGUUGUCAUCUACGACCACGUGACACGGCGCAAGAACUGA